Molecule: messenger RNA, 639 nt
Organism: Zophobas morio
Lineage: Eukaryota; Metazoa; Arthropoda; Insecta; Coleoptera; Tenebrionidae
Exons: 5
Coding region: 1-573 (190 amino acids)
Source: RefSeq, a predicted model, not a curated record
AUGUCCGGCGUUGCCUUCCGGGUUCUCUUUGGUUUGGCGUGGCUCUUAUGGGUUAUAGCGUUAUUGGGAGCAGGAUCGAUGUUCUAUUUUCCUUUUGUUAUUUUUAAGAGCAAUGAAGAAAGUAUGAGCUUUUCGAUCAUCUAUGUAGCUCAGUCACGGCCUGCUAUUACUAGUUUAGUAACAUUAUCUACUUGUAUUAUCAAGAAAGAAGGGCAUUCUAUCUUUGAAUAUUUAAACCCUUCACAUACCCAGGAGUACCAAAAUUUUUGCACGACUUAUAAUAGGGGUAUUUACCUUGUGGGAAGUUCUAUUGCUGCUUUCCUUUUAAGCUUUUUGCUUAUGAAUACGUCCUUGCUCUUACCGCCUUUGGCUUACAUAUCUUCUUUUUUGGGGCUGUGCGGCGUGACCCUCAAAUUAAUUUGGUGGCAAGUGAUUAUAAAUCCGCUUAUAAAGGGCCCUUCCUUGGAGCCUCAAAGCUUUUACUUGAUCCCCGUCAUCAUCGGCUGCACGGCUGCUGUUGUUUCUAUAUUUUACGCCAUUGCUGCUAGUAGAGAGGCAAAAAGCUCAUAUUAAAUAUAAGUACACAUUUUUAAAAAACAUUAAUAAAAUUUGCUGUAAAGCAAGUUGCAUAUCUUUAAA